This is a messenger RNA of Hyposmocoma kahamanoa, 3582 nucleotides long. RefSeq names its product actin-binding LIM protein 3-like (gene Unc-115a). The record is from RefSeq and is a predicted model, not a curated record. Gene Ontology annotation, molecular function: actin filament binding. The transcript is spliced from 14 exons. Gene Ontology annotation, biological process: cytoskeleton organization; lamellipodium assembly. Gene Ontology annotation, cellular component: actin cytoskeleton. The coding region runs from base 252 to 2732 and encodes 826 amino acids. NCBI's taxonomy places the organism in Eukaryota, Metazoa, Arthropoda, Insecta, Lepidoptera, Cosmopterigidae.
GCCACAGCGUUGAUCGGUGUUCGUCAGCGUCGUGCACUCCGCGGUCUCCGAGCCAUUGCGCUGCGAGUGUUGAAAUCGUUCGAGUGCCAGUGAUAACUGCGAUACCGUUUUGCCAAUCGUGACGUUACGUGCGAGUUGCUAUCGAACCGACAUUUUUCGUGCUAUUUUAUAGAUAUUCAUUCGAAACGUUUUUUGUCGAUUGUUAUUGAUCAGUCUUUGUGUUAGUUGAGUGUGAGGCCGAGUUGAAGAGGAUGCGGCCAAAGGAGGAAGCCGAUGCAAAGCUCCAAAAAGGGGCUUUCAUUUUGUCGGAGAAGAUCGACGACACCAAGUCGAAGAAAAACGAAAAGGAUAUGAAGAAGGAAAUGAAGCGACUCGAAAAGGAGAAACUCGAAAAGGAGAGGCGCGAAAGGAAGGCACGAGAGAAGGAGAAGGAGCGGGAGAAGCAGGCUAAGAAAGGCAAGGUGAUGUGUGCGGGGUGCGGCGGCAAGUGCAGCGGGGAGGUGUUGCGUGUAUCCGAGAAGUAUUUCCACACGGCUUGUUUCACGUGCCGCACCUGCGCCGCCUCUCUCGCUAAGGGCGGCUUCUUCGCCAAGGACAAUCACUACUAUUGCCCACAGGACUACCAGCGCGCGUUCGGCACGCGCUGCGCGGCGUGCGGGCAGUACGUGGAGGGCGAAGUCGUAGCGGCACUAGGCAACACCUAUCACCAGAAGUGCUUCACCUGCGCGAGAUGCAAACGCGCGUUUCCGUCGGGCGAGAAGGUAACGUACACGGGCGCGGAGGUGGUGUGCUCGAACUGCAUCGCGGCCGGGCCGCAGCGGCAGACGGCGCGCGCGGCGACCUCGCCCCCCGCCGUUAGAACGCCCGCCCCCGCCCCCAGGCCCGCCCACAACGCCCGGACCGACAACCACGUGCAGAACAAUCAUAACGACACGCAGCACGACGGACGGCCCGUCGACCAAAACGAAUGCGCGGGCUGCGGACAAGAGCUGUCGGAGGGACAGGCGCUGGUCGCCCUGGACAGGCAGUGGCACACGUGGUGCUUCGCGUGCGGCGAGUGCGGGCAGGUGCUGCAGGGCGAGUACAUGGGCCGCGGCGGCACGCCGUACUGCGAGCGCGACUACCAGCGGCUGUUCGGCGUGCGCUGCGCCUACUGCCAGCGCUACAUCGCCGGCAAGGUGCUGCAGGCCGGCGACCACCACCACUUCCACCCCACGUGCGCGCGCUGCUCCAAGUGCGGCGACCCGUUCGGCGACGGCGAGGAGAUGUUCCUGCAGGGCGCGGCCAUCUGGCACCCGCGCUGCGGGCCGGCGCCGCACUCGCCGCACGAGCCGCUGUCGCCGCACGACGCCGCCGACCGCGCCUCGUCCGAGCUGCAGUUCUCGCUGCGGUCGCGCACGCCCAGCGCCAACGGCUCCUACUGCAGCCCCUACAGUAGCCUCACCAGGAAGUACGGCUACCGCUGCGUGUCGCCGGGGCUGACGCUGCGCGAGUACCGCGACCUGGGCGCGUGCUCGCCCAACCGCAUCACCACGUACUCGUACCUGACGUCGGAGCCGUCGUACCUGCGCCGCCCGCUGCAGCCCUACGACAAGGCGCCGCCCAGCCCGCACUUCCACCGCCCGCCCUCGGCGGCGUCGUCCACGCGCGCGUCGUCGCGCGCCGGCAGCAAGGCGUCGUCGCGGCCGGGCAUGCGCGCGCUGGUGGACUCCAUGCGCGCCGAGACGCCGCGGCCCAAGUCGCCCGGCAUGAACAACGAGGAGCCGAUCGAGCUGUCGCACUACCCCGCGGCCUACAAGCCGCCGCCCGGGACGCAGCCCAAGAUCGAGCGCGACGACUUCCCCGCGCCGCCGUACCCCUACAGCGACCCCGAGCGGCGCCGGCGCUGGUCGGACUCGUACGCGGGCGUGGACAGCGACGACGACGAGGCCGCGCGCGUCAACGGCGCCGACGCGCGCCUGCAGCGCGAGGAGCGCGAGCUGGCCAAGAUGGGCGCGGGCAUGGCGCGCGUGUUCCUCAAGGAGGUGCAGGAGCGCGAGAAGCUGCAGCAGUGGCGGCGCCAGCACCUGGACCCGCGCAGCGCCAGCCGCACGCCGUCGGCGGCCCGCGAGCUGCCGCACCGCCUGCGCUACCCCUCGCCGCUGGGCGCGUCGCCGUCGCGCAGCCUGGACCGCGCGCGCGACGCGCCCGCCGACGCCGCGCCCGCGCCCGUGCCCAGCUACCACGUGAUGCACGCGGCGCCGCGGCCCGGCUACGGCCUGCGCUCGUCCACGCUGCCGGCUUCGCUGCCGCACCACUACAACGGCGACUUCACAUUCAGCGCGCUGGGUGACAAGACGCACAGUACCGACUUCAGCAGCGGCAAAUCGGACAUCUCGGCCGGGUCCAUGGCCGACGCGGGCGCGGGGCCGGCGCCGGGGCGCGGGGGGCUGCGCGCCUGCAGCGGGCUGUGGAGCGCGCAGGCGGACGGCGCGCGCGCGGCGCCCGGCGUGCGGCGCUCGCUGCCCAACAUGGCCACGUCGCUGCUGCUGCACGAGCCCGCCAAGCUGUACCCCUACCACCUGCUGCUCAUCUCCAACUACCGCCUGCCGCCCGACGUGGACCGGCUCAACCUGGAGCGCCACCUGUCGGACGCGGAGUUCGAGGCCAUCCUGCAGGUGGGCCGCCAGGACUUCUACCGCCUGCCGCAGUGGCGGCGCAACGAGCUCAAGCGGCGCGCCAGGCUCUUCUAGGCCGCGCCGCCGGCCUCGGGACGUGCCAGCUUCCCACGACGCGUCGUCCACCCGUAGUAGCGCGGCGCGAUCGUUCGGCGCUUCGUCGCAGCGUCGGAGGUCGCGCAACUGUUUUUAAUUUUAUUGUGGCGGGCACUGCGGGUCGCGUCGCGUUAUAUUUAGCGGGCGCCUUCGCCGCGUAUCGCGCAUGUGUCGUAGUCGUAAGUGAUACGAAGUGUAAAGUAUCGCGAUCGCGUCCUUUGGAAUUGCAAAUGUGCAUCGAGUCGAUUGCGACCGCGCACUGCGUGCCUUGUUGAAGCCUCGCCGUACUCGGAUUUUUAAAGUUGGACCGGUCGACCGGCAGUAGGGGGAGGUGGUGAUGCAGAUAUAUUUUGCCGGUCCGCAGUUUUGAAACCGUUAUUUUGUUACAAAUUUAUUCCAGCGGCUCCGUUUUUCGAUCUCGUGGAGCGCAGCGUCUAACUCAUAUUCGAUACUAGAUGUACUAAUUCUAUGUUUUCCUCCUGUAACCGACUCAGUCGACUUUUUUUUUGCCGCUAUUAGGAUAACAUUAGGCGCUGUGGUUCUCGAAAUGGAAGUAUAACGCCGUUGGAAUAAGUUUAUGCCAGGGUGGACAUAAAAUGACCAUUGCACCGGCUAGAUCUAUUAUUCCUUGCAACUAAGACUGUCUAAAUCACGUUUAAAUGGUCUGUCCUCACAUAUCAGGGCCGCGCCGGGACGUGGACGGACCACUCCGUCAGGGGCUCAAAAGAAUAACGGUGCAUAUAUUUCGAUGAACUCUUCCACACAUGUCGGUGCAGGCAGGUGCGCUGAUGUUUUCAUUGCACGUUGUUAUUUGUUGUUUGUAUUUUUA